AUGGUCCCCGAGACUAGAGAAUACGAGGCACUCAGAAACCAAAUGAACAAUGCCAUCCUCGACCUCUACCUCUUGGUCAACGGUCCCAAGAACAUCUUCCGAACACAAAACUACCUAGUCGCCGCAUUAGCUGAGAGAGCCGGCAUGGACGAAAACCGCACAGCCCGAUUUCCGAAGAUACUAGCAACACAGAGGAUCUUUGAAGAGGUAUACGGGAAGUUCCGUCAUACCGCUACGUCCGAGUUUCUCAGGACUUCUGUCUGCAGCGCCAUGGCUGAGUUGUCUUAUGAUGUUAUGUUCAAGGCGGCUUCGGAGAUGAACAGGCAUAUUGAUGAAUCACCCUAUUAUACAGGUCUGAAGGAUUUUGAUGAUAGCAACCGAGUUCUACAAAACGCUUUCGACUGGUCAGAGUUACAGAACAAGAAGGUGGUUGACAUCGGAGGUGGGGACGGUCAUGUCAGUAUGGACCUUGCAAGGAAAUACACCAACUUUGAGAUUGUCGUUCAAGACGCCUUUACCCAUGAACUCUCAGCUGCAGAAGCUACCGAAUUCGGAGAUCGGGUGUCGUUCCAGCAAUACGACUACUUCACACCACAGCCCACCCGCGACGCUGGAGCCUAUCUCUUCCGCAGCUGCUUUCAUAACCAUAAUGACGAGGAGUGCACAAAGAUGCUUCAAGCCAUCGUUCCAGUUCUGGUGAACCGAACAGAUGAUCCAAGGCUCUUGAUCAAUGACUGUAUAGUGCCGCAGCGUGCUGAGGGCGGUAUCACUAGGAAAACUUACUCACGGAACAUUGGGCAAAAGUCGGAGAAGAUGGCACCAACACCACCCGCAUUCGAGGAUUUUCACCGCCGCUGCUUGAAGGUAUGCUCGUGGCUCAAUCGACCAGACAGUGCUUCUUGUACCAUCUGCACCGAGGACUACGACCACGUGGAGCAUCGCACCAUCCGCAUCAAAGUCAAAUCACCAACACUCUGUAACCAUGUCUUCUGCGAGACCUGUCCUCAGGAGAUGUUCAGCCGCAGGAGGGUACAAGAUGGCGCUAACAAGUGUCCUCUCUGUCGUGCUGUAUGGUUCAAGGCCGAAUUCGAGAGCCCCGAUGCACAGCGUAGACGAGUGAUGGACUCGGUUGAGACUCCUGCCACCCCACCCGAAGCAGAUUGGCAGACUUUUUUCACGCUUGGUGGCUGGGACUACUAG
This is a messenger RNA of Pyrenophora tritici-repentis Pt-1C-BFP, 1200 nucleotides long. Lineage: Eukaryota; Fungi; Ascomycota; Dothideomycetes; Pleosporales; Pleosporaceae. The record is from RefSeq and is a predicted model, not a curated record.